UCUCCUCGACCUCGUCCCCCUAACUACUUCCGGUCUCUCGCACGGCUGCCACUGAUCCCCGACAGUCAGUGUAAACAGUUGAGCAGCACUCGUGGGUAUUUUGUCACUUUACUCGUGGCUCUCUGAAUGCAUUCAGAUGCUCGUCAGUCGCUGGUUUCGGCUGUGCACUUUAUGCUGCCGUGCAGCGUACAGCAGCAGAGGAAGAAGAGGAGGAGGAGGAGGAGGAGGAGGAUGGAGGACACUCACAGGACACAGCAAUCUGAAAUAUGCUAGCAUGUCAGAGGUGCAGUAUAGGGGUACAGUAGCAGCGAAACGCCUCUGCCACAGUGGUGUGGGGGACCUGUAUAAGAAUGAGUCUGUUCAGAGGUAUCUUCAGCAGCUCAUGGAGGAGUACAGAGACAUCAGCCAUAAGUUACAGCACGCACAGCUCAUCGAGGCAGAUAGGAAAGUGCUUAUAAAGAGAAACACAGAGCUGCUGCCUCUGGCAAAUGUGUUUGAGAUGAUUGAACAAGCCCUGAAAGACCUCGAGGAAGUUCUUUCACUUCUGCAUAGUUCAGCUGGUACCAAAGACGAAGACGAACAAUUGACCGAACUGUUGAAAGAUGAGGAAGCCCAAAUUUCCCACAAGAUUUUGGCCUUAAGAAAAGACUUGAUCACAUUUCUCGUGCCCUCUGACCCUCUCGACUCCAGUAAUGUUCUGCUGGAGGUUGUAUCAGGACGAACAACGGGAGGUGACAUCUGCCAGCAGUUCACCAGAGAAAUGUUUGACAUGUACCAGGGUUAUGCCUCUUACAAGAACUGGGACUUUGAGGUUUUGAACUACACAAAUGCAGAGUAUGGUGGUUUGCACCAUGCAGCAGCAAGAAUAGCCGGUGAGAAUGUGUACAGACACCUUAAGCACGAAGGAGGAACACAUCGGGUGCAAAGGAUCCCUGAGGUGGGCCUCUCCUCCAGGAUGCAGCGUAUCCACACAGGAACCAUGACUGUCAUCGUCCUGCCUGAGCCAGUGGAGUUUGACAUCCACAUCGAUCCAAAGGAUCUUCGCAUUGACACGUUCCGGUCUCGAGGUGCUGGUGGCCAAAGUGUCAACACGACGGACAGCGCAGUGCGCAUUGUUCAUCUUCCUACUGGCGUAACAGCCGAGUGUCAGCAGAGCCGCUCUCAGUUGCAAAACAGAGACACGGCCAUGUGUGUGCUGAGAGCCAGGCUGUACCAGAGCAUGAUGGGUAAAGAGACCGAGCAGAGACAGAGAGCUCGAAAGCAGCAGGUGGGCACACGCACUCAAUCAGAGAGGAUUCGCACCUACAACUUCAGCCAGGAUCGUGUCACAGACCACAGGACCGGAUAUUGUAGUCGAGACAUUAAGGAGUUCAUGAGAGGAGGGGAGCCUCUUCAUGACUUGAUCUGCGAUGUACUGAAACACGGAGAGAUGGAGGCUCUUCUGGAGGUGGUGGAGAACAACAGCAGGAGCAAUCCGAAAACCCCGGAGUCAGACUGACACCCAUGACUGAACACGCAAUCCAGAUGCCACGUUGGAGGGAAAGUCUACUGGCUUCUCCCAGCUGGACUCUGAGAGUAAUAUGUAUAACCAUCAGGACUGACAGCUUCCAUCCAAGGACAACCUGAAGACCCCUAAAGAGAAACAUGAUAGUAACAUAGAAAUGGGUGUUAUUAUCAACCAACAGGGCAUGUUACCUUAUUUAAACAAAAAUUAAUAUGCCAAAAAUGAACAGAAACUAAAAAAUAAUUUAACCUCAGUCUGUACAGGCUGUGCAGAGGCUGAGGUUUCUCCCUGGAAAUCGUCUGGUUUGUCCCACUGAGAUUCUGUAGUUAAAAUACAAAUAAGACAACUUAAUACCACAAACAAGAUGAAAAGAAUCAGCAUUAAAAAAGUACAAAAACAUCGUAUGUUAUAUGUUGAUGUACAAGACAGUUUCAAGUGUCUCAGGUUAUUCCCACCUCCAGUUAUUGUGUUGUAAUAGUACGUGUGUCCAUCAUCUGUCUGUCCUUCAACCCAAACCUGCACUUCUGUUUGGUCUCUGGGCUUCUUGCUUGUUUUCCCCUUUUUUUGCUGUUUUUUGGCCUGCUGUUUCACCUGAGGUUUUGCCUGAGGUUGUGGCUGUGUGGUUGUUUGGGUUGGUGAAACUGAUCCUACCACAAAAGCACAUAAUUUAAAAAGGUUAUCAAAGAGCAUCUUGAGUAGCCCACAUGUCACACAUUAUGUCAAUAAAGCGUCAAAAUAUUA
Messenger RNA from Scatophagus argus, 2245 nucleotides. RefSeq names its product mitochondrial translational release factor 1 (gene mtrf1). The record is from RefSeq and is a predicted model, not a curated record. Gene Ontology annotation, biological process: translational termination. The transcript has 11 exons. Bases 137 to 1498 code for a protein of 453 amino acids. Lineage: Eukaryota; Metazoa; Chordata; Actinopteri; Scatophagidae. Gene Ontology annotation, molecular function: translation release factor activity.